GGAAAUUUUCUCGUUUCUUUCGUUUAUACAAAUAAAAAUGGUUGAUAACAAGGCAAGUGAUAGAGCACGCGCUGCUACUAUUAUCAAGGAACUUGGCAAGAAUUUGCAUGAUUUCACAGAAAUCCUUCUCAAGCUUGCCACUGAGACUGCCCAGGGCACAAGUACUCAAACUUCUGUGAAGACUGAAGAACAUACUGAACCAAAGAAAAAAAAGGAAAAGGAUCCCAAUGCUCCUAAGCGUAACCUCUCUAGCUACAUGCUCUAUUCCCAAGAAGUUCGUCCUAGCAUCGUUGCCAAACACCCUGACCUUAAGGCUGUUGAUAUUGCCAAGCUUAUUGGUGAAAUGUGGAACGGUUUGAGUGAUAAGGAAAAGCAACCUUAUGUUAAGAGCGCUGAAAAAGAAAAGGCUCGUUUUGACAAGGAAAACGAAAAAUACAAGGCUUCUUUGAGUGGUCAAUCUUCUACUCCUGCUCCUGCCGCUGACACUGCUUCUAGUAAGCGUAAGGCUGACGUACCUGAAAAGGCCGAAACUGAAAAGUCCAAAAAAUCUGAGAAGAAAAAGAAGAAGUCUGAAUCCAAGGAAGAAGCUACUGAGUCAAGUCCCAAGAAGAAAGCUAAGAAGAACAAAUAAGCCUUUGAAACUAAUAAAUAAUUCUGUUUUUCCCCUUA
Molecule: messenger RNA, 669 nt
Organism: Gilbertella persicaria
Lineage: Eukaryota; Fungi; Mucoromycota; Mucoromycetes; Mucorales; Choanephoraceae
Product: high mobility group box domain-containing protein
Exons: 2
Coding region: 38-631 (197 amino acids)
Source: RefSeq, a predicted model, not a curated record